AUGAAGGUCUGUGAUGAAUUUUUCCGUCAAGGAGAUUUCGAGAGAGAUCUCAAUUUACCUGUGACUACCCUGUGCGACAGGGAGAAGACCUCUGUUUCCAAAAUUCAAGUCGGUUUCUUGCAAUACGUGGUGUCUCCCCUGUUUGAGGAGUGGGACCGGUGUCUUCAAACGGCAUUAUCCCGUGAUAUGAUGGAGUACUUACGAGAGAAUCAUGCUCGCUGGGAUAUCAUGCUGCAAGAGGAGCAAGAAGAGACAAAGGCGAAGGAGCAGACGACUGUAGCUGAAACUCACAUUCGAGUGGAAAGUGAGGAAGAGGAGGAAGAGGAGGACGAGCUGGCAACUCCUCCUGCAAAGCCUUUCGAUCCCAAUCGGUUGGGCUUGAGUCCAGAAGACAUGCGGGUGUUGGUGGGAAGGCGGCAUUCCAUGCCUUUGAGCUGGCCACGUGUGUUAUCUAGGACGACAAUCGUGAGGCGGCGGGAAAGUCUCCCCGGUCGUGAAGAGGAGAGCCAGAAAUCCCCUGGUACUGGCCCUGUGGUCUCCUUACGAGUGACUGAAGAAUUCGAGAGCCAAAGCACUCUCUUCAGUCCCACCAGCCCCGUCCCCGUGGUUUCCGGUGACCUGAUUGAUCAGUCUCAGUCAGAAUUGGGCGAGGAUUCCACUGCAGACGAACUGUUGACCGAGCCGAGCAUCGCCUUCAUUACGAAUACGAGAGCUGCUCGUAGGUUGUCGGUGGUGAUGCACCAGAGCACUCUACCCGGGUCAGGCGCCUCCUCAGUCUCGGAACAUGGGAGGUCCUCUAAUCCCUCCGCUUCCGGGACUUCCUCUCCAUCAUCUGUGGUAUCCCCGUUCCCGGGAAGUCGGCUCACGAGACAGCAGACUUUCCAAACCACUCAAUGCCAUCAUUCAAGACCCAGGUUCUAUUCGAUGGUGAGUGGUGAGAAGGUGAACCUCAGCGCAGUGUCUUCCAGUGACGAAGAGAAACGAAAUAGUGGAGCUCAGUUGUGUGAGGAUGGGAAAGGCUGUGGGACCCCACCGCACACGGCGGAGCUGGUUUCUCUUCGGUUGGCAGAAGAAUCAGAGAACCACGGUGCUCAAUCCUCAAAUACAUUCCCCACAACGCUUAGUGUAGAACCUGAUGCAGGGUCCUUGGCCUCAGCCGCGACCUCAGGUGUCUCUGUGCAGCAGAACCCAUGCAACCCUAGAGAUCCCCACGACCCCUCCUCGGUUGCUCAGAAGAUACCAAAGGUUGCCAAAGUCAUCACAAAUAAGGAGAACAGAGACCCUUUAUCACCGAAUGGCUCAAUCCCAUGGACAGUAUUUGUUUGGGAACCUGGGAGUGAUGUGCCUUCCAACAACUGCACAUCUGCCAGAUCUGGAGAUAGUGUCAGUCCCAGUUCCAGUUCUCAGAGGCUCUCAAAUAGACGAAGUUCAGCACCUGCUGUAACUGGUCUCAUUCAGGACUCUGCUUCUUUCCUUGCCCAGAAGUUGCUUGGUGCUCUUCCCAGAAGUGUUCAUCCAUUGAAGUCACAGGAGAAUAUGCCUAUUGGAGAUGAGUUGAAAGUGGGAGGAUUAUAUCGCCGUGGAUCCCUUCCACCACAGCUGAUUCGGAGAAGCUCUGUCGCGGUUCUUGAGCCAACCAUACCCUCUGAGUCAGAGAGUGAGAAUGGCCAUGGUGCAGGGGUUCAGUCACAGCCACAGCAGAUGUCUCCCUGUAGCACUGUGCACUUCAACCGCAGUCAUACUGGCAGGUCAUCUGGCAGAUCAUCCAGGAAGGCCAACCUCACAUCUCACUUCCUUGGGAAAAAAUGGCCUUUGAAAAGGAGGGCCUCUGAAGGUGCUGACAUGGCAACCUGUGUGAAAAGUAAUUCAAGAGGUUGUGAAACUGGUCCAGUGAGGAGAGAUUCUGAAUCGUGGCUGUGUGUCCUUGGACAGCAGGAUUUGGUGGCUAUGUUUGCGAGCAAUGAAGAACAAGAAGCCAUAUCAUAUACUCUCCACCCUUCCAACAAACUGCCUCAAAGACGGGGAUCUGUACCUGUCACUCUCUGUCUUCUAGCUCAUACAGGCGGUCUUCUGAGACUCAUCAUUCAGAAGUACAUGGCACUGCAUGUGAUUGAAGCAAUUCAGCUCAAUUCUCAUAUAGCACAUGGCCGCUAA
Darwinula stevensoni is the source of this 2154-nucleotide messenger RNA. The record is from the annotation of a GenBank genome assembly. NCBI's taxonomy places the organism in Eukaryota, Metazoa, Arthropoda, Ostracoda, Podocopida, Darwinulidae.